Molecule: messenger RNA, 1749 nt
Organism: Pocillopora verrucosa
Lineage: Eukaryota; Metazoa; Cnidaria; Anthozoa; Scleractinia; Pocilloporidae
Source: RefSeq, a predicted model, not a curated record
AUGGAACCAGUCAGCGAACAACACUUAGAAUUGAAAAAAAAUCUAUUGCUUAAUCUUAAAGUGAUCACAGAACCUGUCACCUUCAGGGUGAAAGUUGCAGAAAAAGGUAGUGUAUGGAAACUACCGGAAGCAGCCGCCUACAUCACAUUUCAUGAGGGAGCUGUGCCAAAACCUUUGUUAUUUACUUGUUCAGUAUUGCCUCCUAAACUUUGCAGUCCACCCAUUUCUGGUGAUGAGGUUUUGGUGAGCAAUGUGAUUGAACUAUCACAUGAUGGUUCACCAGAUCUAGAGUUUAGUGGAGAUGAUGAAGGAAAAGUAACUGUGGCUUUGUUGCACAGCGCAAGUGAUUUAAAGGGCUAUGAAGUGGUUAUCAAGCAAUUGGUGGAUCCACUCAACAACAAAUGGAAGGAUUUGAAGACUUGGCAUGCAUCAGGUACAGGUUACAUGUCAUUCAUGAUUAUUGUUAAUGAGCUUUUGGAUAGUGCUGCAAAACCAAAAUCAAAGCAUGAACUUCUUUUUCAAUUCACAUGUGAAGUGCCAGACUUUCCAGACAUACAAGUUGAAGUUCCUCUCACUUCUGUACCUGUUGAUCAGGAUUUUACAUGGACAAUCAAGGUACAAGAAUUUCCAAACAAUGAGGUUGAAAAAAUUGGGAUGCUGUGCAGUCCAGUCAUUCAUAUUUCAAGCUCUCAGAACAUUGUUCAUAUGACAAUCAAGGUUCCCCUCGCCCUUCGGGAAAGUAAGCAUGACUUCUCAAAGCUUUCAAAUGACGUCAUAAGGAUAUUAUACCUUGACUCAGAGGGCAAACCAUGGAACACUAGCUGGAAAGAUAUCACAGGUCAACUAGAAGGGCCACUUACUCUUAAAGAUGGAAAUGUAGAAUUCAAGGUGAAGCAUUUCUGCCGAUUCUGUCCAGCACCCAUAAGACCCACACCACAAGAUGUACAUUUUCUUGUUUGUUUAAGUGAGACAACAGUUCCUGAUACUUACGCAAUUUUACUCCACUGUUACCCAAGCUUUAAAAGAGAUGAGGUUGAAAAGGAAUUGUCAAGAUACAACAUACCUUACAAAGGUGAAGGAAUGUCGAAAGAGCCUGUAUGUGUCGGGGAUGAAAUAGUGGUUUCCCUAGUAGGAGUUGAUUUUGUGCAGGAGUCUCAAAGGAAUGAAAAGUUAGUUCUCAGGUUUCUUGGAAAUGAUGUAUCUGACAACAGAGACAUGGCUUUGAUUGUUCACUUGGACAGUGAAAGUGCUGCAACAGUGAAGUUCUGCAAAGACAAAGAGCUGCAAAAACUACUCUGUGAAGUGCCGAUCUUAAAGACAGCAGUAUCUGUGGUUCCUGUAACAGUGGCACCUGCACUUGGCACAUCCCAGGAAAUUCCUGCUAGAAAACCAAGAACUAAACCUAAAAAAAGAAAGAGAAGAAGGGAACAUAAAGUGAAAGCUUCUGGUUACACUGAAGUCAAGCAAGAGGAAGAAAAUGGCUCAGCUGCCAAAAAACCUAAACUUGUUACUACUGGAGAACCUAGAACUUCUGGGGUAUCCAGCACCAAUAAGACAAGGAAGUUUAAGGGUAAGGACAAAGUGAAAAAAGGCAAUCCUGAUAAUGAUGAAUUAGAACAACUGGCCAAUGACAUUGAUCCUAGUGAUUGGAAGAAAUUUGCAAGAAAAUUAAGAUUCAUGAUCCAAAGAUCACAGCCAUACAUAAGGAAAAUGAGGAGUUUUAUGAAAAGAUAUACCAAAUGCUGCUAA